Molecule: messenger RNA, 5246 nt
Organism: Serinus canaria (Common canary)
Lineage: Eukaryota; Metazoa; Chordata; Aves; Passeriformes; Fringillidae
Gene: AMDHD2
Product: amidohydrolase domain containing 2
Exons: 15
Coding region: 349-2730 (793 amino acids)
Biological process (GO): N-acetylglucosamine catabolic process
Molecular function (GO): N-acetylglucosamine-6-phosphate deacetylase activity
Source: RefSeq, a predicted model, not a curated record
CGGGGCAAGGCCGCGCCCAGGCCACGCCCCCCGGCCCUGGUGCCCCCGGGGUGGGACAGCGCCCUGGGCACGCCGCUCAUCGGGAGCCGCGGCGGCGUCCGCCCGGCCGGGCUCGUGGGGCUUGCUCCUCACAGCGUCGGCUCAGAGCGCCGGGCAGGGGAGGGAGCUCACCCUCCGCCUGGCCCGGGGGCGGUGCUCCAGUGCCUCCGCCCCUCGCCGGCAGUCCAGUCCCGCUGCAGCCGCUCGCACCGGAGCCGUGGCCUGGCCUCGCUUCGCCACGCCCGGUUCCUUCCCCCUGCGCCGGCCGCCAGGGGGUUCGCGCUUCCCGCCGGCUCCCGCUGCCCCGUGAUGCCGUCCAACAAAUCCGUCUCGGACGCGCCCAUCGUCCAGUUCACCAACUGCCGCAUUCUGAGGGACCACCAGCUCCAGAGGGAGGACCUGUGGGUGCGAGAGGGGAAGAUCCUCAACCCAGAAAAACUCUUCUUUGAUGAAAAGGGCUCUGCUGAUGUCCAGCUGGACUGCAAGGACAGCAUCAUCGCCCCAGGUUUCAUCGAUGUCCAGAUCAAUGGAGGCUUUGGAGUGGACUUCUCUCUGGCUACAGAUGACUUCAAAUCAGGUAUUGACCUGGUCAGUCAGAAAAUCCUCUCCCAUGGAGUGACCUCUUUCUGUCCCACCCUGGUGACCUCACCUCCAUCUGUGUACUACCAGGUUCUCCCUCAGAUCAGCGUAAGAAAUGGUGGAGCCCACGGAGCAGGAAUCCUGGGAGCCCACCUGGAAGGGCCGUUCAUCAGCAAGGAGAAAAAGGGUGCCCACCCAGAGCACUGCCUCCGCACCUUUGAGGCAGGUGCUUUCCAGGACCUGCUUGCUACCUAUGGCUCCUUGGACUGUGUCCAGAUAGUGACCCUGGCCCCUGAAAUGAGGAGGAGCAGUGAGGUGAUCCAGGAACUCACCAAGCGGGGUAUCUGCGUCUCCCUGGGUCACUCAGUGGCUAAUCUGUCCCAGGCUGAGGAGGCUGUGCAGCACGGAGCAACCUUCAUCACUCACCUCUUCAAUGCCAUGCUGCCGUUCCACCACCGUGACCCUGGCAUUGUAGGGCUGCUGACAAGUGACAAGAUUCCUGCUGGGCGGAGGGUCUUCUAUGGCAUGAUUUCUGAUGGCAUCCACACCAACCCCGCUGCCCUGCGGAUCGCCCACCGAGCCCACCCCAAAGGGCUGGUGCUGGUGACAGAUGCAAUUGCUGGCAUGGGGCUGGCACCGGGUCGGCACACACUGGGUCAGCAGGUUGUGGAGAUCGAUGGCCUGAACACGUACAUCGCAGGCACAAAGACCCUGAGCGGCAGCGUGGCGACCAUGGACACUUGUGUGCGACACUUCCAAGAAGCCACUGGGUGCUCGGUAGAGACCGCGUUGGAGGCGGCGUCUCUGCAUCCCGCUCAGCUCCUGGGGAUUGAACAUAAAAAGGGGACACUGAAUUAUGACUCCGAUGCAGCAGAAGAGACCCAAAACAUUUUCAAAGUCCUGCACUCCCCUGAGACUCCUCUCGCAGAUAAGCAACAAGUGAUGAGCAAUGAGUUUGGGAAUUGUGAUUGUCAUCUCAAGAUGAAUGAGGGUCAGAAGAGCAUGGAGAAAGGCAUGAUCCCUGAUGUUGUGGACGUACAGCCAAGCAAAGGGCAGGCUGCAGAUUGUGUGAACCCAACCCCUGAGGCAAAGCCAGAGUUGUUCACGUCAUCUGGCAGCAGCUUCCAAUUUGAUUUUACGCUUUCCAAGACCUACCCAGAAGCUGACGCUGGUGACAGUGGUGCUAAGCAGGUACAAAACAAUGCCAGAGCCACCAGGCAGGAGAACUGGAAUGGUCCCUUGAGGUUUGCUGCCUCUGGACAAGAACCCAAGUUUGCUUUCAACUUUGCCAUCCCAGAUGAAGACUGUCCUCAUCUUCAGUUACUUCCAGCGAGCCAGCAUAAAGGGGACACAGCAGAUUCUUCACUGCCUGCUCAAUCAGCAACUCUACCACAGGCUGCAGCCUUGCAGAAGCCUGAAGUGACUCAAAUGACAGGGAAUGCACCCAAAGAAGAUAGAAACCAUGUCACAUCAAAGAUCCCCCAGAGAGAGACAAUGCCUGCAGAUGCGGCAGUGACAGAGAAAUCAACAGGUGGUGGAGCUGCCCAGAAGAAGAAAAAGAAGAAACAAAAAGCAUCUGUUAGUAAAAACAAAACAGAAGAAACUGAGACCAGCAAGAAGGCAAAGGCAGAAGCUAACAACUGUCAAAAUACAGAUACUUCCCAUCAGGAUGAGAAGACCUCUCAGCAGUCAGAUGAGCAGCUGUGGAAAGAGGUGGACUGGUGUGUGAGCCAGCUGGAACUCGGCUUGAAGACACAGAAACCCACUCCAAAGCAGGCUGAGGAGGCUCUCAGGGCAAUCAGGACGCUGCGCAGUGACAAGGCUCCACUGGUGAAGAAGCGUCAGCUCAUGAGAUCCAUGUUUGGAGACUACAGGAAGAAGAUGCAGGACGAGCUGUGCAGAGAGCUGAAGCAUAUGGAAACAGCUGCACAGUCUGCCAGGAUCGUGGAGUUGAAGGGAAGCAUCCUCAAGAAGAAUGGCCAGUUCAUCCGGAAGUGCUUGGGAGCUUGCAGGAAAAGCCAAGGUUCAGCAGAAUCAGAGGCACACAAGACACUUAACACAGGCUUAUUCAGUUUCACAACUCCCCAAGAAUUUCACUUUAAUUUCUUCUAGAAAAGUCACUUUGACUAAAACUGUGUCAGAUCUGCAAACUGAAGAAUGGUGGAAAGGUGCUGUGCAGUAGGAAAUGUCAUGUGUGAAUCUCUGGAUCUUCUUCCAGCGUGCCUUAUCUAGAAGUUUAAACCAGAUCUGUCUACUAUGCAUAUGACCCCAAAAUUCAGCCUACAUAAGUGUGCUCACACUGGAGAGAGGCACCAUUGAAAGGGUCAGCAGUGUGGAAGGAUCUGCUUUCUUUCCUGUAGAAUUGACAUUAACUGUAGAAUCUGUCUUCAAUACCAUGAGAAUGGUAUAGAAGACACAUCCAUUGCUUUUAAAUAGAGCAGAGCCUUUCUAGCAACUGAGGUGGCAAUGCGUACAACAGGGAAUGUUGUGGAAUCAAGAUCUAGAGCAGUGGGUAGCUGGGUACUUCCACUCCCCGAGUCUGUGUGAAUGCAGCUUCUGGCAUCCAGCAAAUACCAGCAGUGUGUCAUCCCUGACAUGGAGGAGCACGAGCUCAGGGUCUUUGGGGAGAAGUGAGUGAGACCUGUUUUUGCUCAUUCAUCUCUUUCACUGACAGGUACAGACCUAGAAUAAAACUGCACAUCAUGAUUUAAUCCAGCCUAGAGAUGUAAGGACAGCUGUUUUCAGGAAAACAGGGAAAAUUUUUGUUGCUGAAGCCAGGUUCUGGACAGCUAGGAAGGAUGUACAGUCAACUCUUAAAUAAAGUUUACUUUAUUAGUAGCUCAGUUACAACCACUAGUGCCUCAGAGGGAAAAUUAGCUGCAUACCAGCCUUGGGUGGUGGUAAAAUAAACUGUCACAGCCCAAAGACUCUCUUCCAUUUGAUUUGUAUUAAAUUUUGGCUUUUUGAAUGUGUGUCUCCAGUCAAUACUGCUUGAGUCACUGAAGCCAUCUCUUAAGUUCAUGCAGAAGAUCUUCCCACCGAGCAUAUAAAAUGCUGAAGGAAGAGAAGUGCUGUGAAAGGCUACAUGGUAUCAGGUGUCCCUAGGGAGCAGUGCUUUCCUGCCUUUUAUAGUCCAGUCAGCCUGUGUGAAAAGUGGGAAAUGUGAGUGUAGCCAGAUUCCAGGGAAUGCUGAGAGCAGCUGAGUGAUGGUGAAAGACAUUGGCUGUGAAACACUAAAAACCUGAUUGUGGCUCUAAAAAAUUAAUUUUAUUACUAUGCUCUGAUGGCAGGCAGUUGCAUCUGCAAUACUUUUUUAUUUCUUUUAAAUUUUAAAUAUUUUAAAAGAAUAUUUUAAAGAAUUCCUGUCUGGGCAUAAUAAGAAACUGAACCUGGGUAACAUAUAUGAUGAAGAGGAACAUGUAGAAAUGAAUUUGUCUUUUGGAAGUCAGUAGAUGAAAACUGUAAAUCGAGGUAGGCACACUUUAUUUGCCAAGGAGCACAGCUGUUACUUUGAAUGUAUAGAACAAUCUUAGACAGUAUUUUUUUUUUAUUUCCAGGAUUUUACAUUCAACAUACAAAACUGUGUCCCUGUCAUGCUUUUCAUGUUUUCAUGCUGUUUACUGAGAUUCAAGAGCAUCAUCUACAUGACCUUGGAGCUACAGCUGUUUGCUUCCCUGGCUGAUUAUGCAGGAGAUGUCUGGGAAAUAGUUAUUUUUUUUCCUUGUCAUGUGUCAGGUAAAGCUACAGCUGCAGAAGGAUGCAGAAGUAUUCUGGAAAGCAUUCUUACAUGAUUACCUCAUGUUCAUGCUGUUCAUCAGGCAAUCACAAUUAAACUAAAGAUACCAGUGAGGUGGACAUUUGGUGUAACUCGAUCCAUCAGUUAUCUUCAAAGGGGUCAGAGAAAACUCCAUUCUAAUAUGAGAAGAACUCCUGUGGUUUUCCAGAGGUCUGAAUAGUGCUGACCUGUAAAACCAGUUUGUUUCCUUUUUCUGUUCCUCCAUUACUGGAGGACUUAGGAAGGCAGAGGUUCAUCAGUGUGAUACAUCAUGUUCCUGCGUGUCCUGUCGGCUUGGUUCCAAGAGUCAGCCAUGGAAUCUUGGAAUCUUUUAUAGUCAAGGUGGUGCCUCCUGAGUUUUUGAUAGAUGUGCCCAAGUCACUUCAUUAGUGAUUGUAUCUUGAAGAGGUGUCUGAAACUACAGCAGUUUGUACUUCACUUUUAAGCUUUGCUGUAUUAUAUUUGUUUGAAAGGAAGCAAGCAAUGAUAUUAGAAGUUAGGAAAUUCCAUGGCUGCUCCAUCCAUCCUUUCCCCUUUUAGAGGGGCCCCGGUGCAGUGUUACUGAUGUUUUUUAAAUGCUGUGUUUUCCCCUUUUAGCAUUUCUUUCUUUAGGAUUUUAGUGCUAUUUAGGGUUUCGGUGAUGUCUCUUACUACAGCAAUGUCAGGUUUGGAUCAGGGCUUUGCUCUACUAGUAACUGUAAUACCUGUGGUUGGAGGUGUGGUCAAUGCCCCAAGGCAUUAAGGAUGUAUAGCAGUGAGGGAGAAGGGAGAUAUUCUGAUCUACCUGGACAUCUCUGACCCACUGUUCUUGCUUUAAGGAAUGCAUCUCAGUUUUGAUAAAAAGUUGAGCUCA